UUCCUGUGUCGUAUCGUAUUAUUUUACAGGAGACGAUAAUGUUGUUCGUGUUGAAGUCUUCAGCGCGCAGGUUCAGUGCAGGUCAUAAACAGCAGGCGGUUCUAAGAAUUUCGGAGCUUCGGCCAUAUCAAACGCCCCCUGCUGUCGGCACCCGGCAUUUGUACUGGAUGUUACCGUAAUGUUUUGAAAAUGGAAGAGUAACAAAACGUGAAAUGUAAAGUUGGUGUUUAUCGUGCAUUAUUCUUCGAAUAUUUGCAUGUCAUGAUGAAGAGGAUAUGUGAAUAGGAAUAACCAUGUCAUUUUCAAGAGACAACAAGCCAGCAGAGUGGAUGCAUGCUGAGCUAAAGCGUUUUAAACAGCAGCUCCCGAUUGAGAAAGGGAAAAAUCGUGUCACAGAGAAAACAUCGACCCUUGUUCGAAACGGCUUGAUUGAAUUGGCGCAUAAUCAAUUUAACUUGGUAGUCACCACUUUAGUACAAUACAUAAAAGAUAUAGCAAGUGUUAAUUUACUGAGUGCUGAAUUACAACUUCUUGCCGUGCAAUCUAACCUAAUUGUGUUGGCAACAAUUGAAAGAUGUUUCGAACAACAUGAUGAAGAAAGCUCAACAUUGUCUGAUGAUAUUGUCAAAAAACAGUUACUUGGUACUCUUUGUCCUUUGAUUGUACAUCCAGAUGCCUCUAAUGAUUUAUAUGUCAAAGGUUCUAAAGUUGCUGGCCGAAUUAUAUACCGGAUUAGUAAACACCAUUUUUCUGCAGUUUUUCUUCGUAUAUCACGAAGAUUGAUGACUCUAGUUGAUAAUAAUGAAGACAGCAUGGGCCCAGAUGAUCUAGAGCUCAUUCGUUAUGUACAUGUACCAGUAGAUGGACUCAUUGUUCUUUUUCAAGAUUGUAGCAAACAUUUUAAGAAUCUGAAAAAAUAUUCUCAACAAGUUCUGUUAAAAGGUCUUAGUAAGUCCAUAUGGAAUUGGAUUGAAUCAUAUCCCGAACAAUUUACUCAUCUUUAUAAAGAAACUAAUACAUUGCUUUCAGGUAUUUCAGUGUGUUCAUCAUAUUGUUUUUCUUGUGGUCUGUCUUUUUGCAGGGGCUUUUUGUGUUUGUUUGUUUAUUUUAUUUUUAAUUGUUUUUUUCGUUUCGUUUACCUAAUUUUAGAAUUGAGUGAAAAACUAUUCACCUUAACAGACCAAUGGUCAGAAAACACAAGGAAGAAGGCUAUCUCAUGGCCACUACAAAUUUUGCUGCUGUUACUUUCACCUGAAUCUAUACAAGAAGCUUCAGGAAGUGGGGAGUUGUCAAAAGGUGCAAUAUAUGUAAAGCGUCAAUUUCUGGAAAAUUUAAAAAAGAACUUAUCUGGCAGUCGCUCAUCAUCAGAACAUGCAUUACUAGCCUGUGUCCAUUUAUGUAAAGCUUCCACAUUUAUCAACAGAGAAGACAAUAUAGUGUGCUUCUUAGUCUCACAAGUCAUGAAUGAACUUAAAGCUAUGCUCUUUACCGCCGAAAAACCCUUUGUUAGUACAACUGGACUGCAUGUUAGUGAUUUAAUGGUUGAUCUCUAUGUAGCAAGUUUUCGUAUAAAUUAUCGAAACAGUCAACAUUUUGAAGUCUGUUUUCAACCAGAUUCUGAUCCUGUUUUUCAAACUGCACUUGUGAAAGGAUUACACCAAAUAGUAAAAGAAACUCCUUUAAAAUGGUGGCCAAAUGCCAGCGUUGUUUAUAGUAAAUCACAACAAGUUCGACAUAUGUUUCAGCAAUGUAUUAGACGUAUGACUUCAUAUGAUCCUCACCUACCUAAGGUCGGUCCUCAUCGUAGUUCAUUGAGUAAAGUUGGUAGCAUAGCCAAUCGUAAAAAAGAUGAUCCAACAAUACCAUUUGAGAAAGAAGCCGAGCUUUUGUUGUGGCUUGUCAAAUUAUUUCAUGCUGACCCUCACUUAGCCCUAAAUCACUCAGCUAAGUGUGCUGCUGAAAUUCAAGCUAGUUCAAUGCAGUUUAUGAAUGGUCUAGUAAUAAUAAUGAUGUUUACAAAUGUCCCAGAUGUCUCCGCGCAAGUCUCAGAGACAUUACUUGGUCUCCAUUCACCUGAAAAUAUUGAACUGUGGAAUCCAGAAGCACCCAUGGCUACCUUCUGGGAAAUCAGCUCACAAAUUGUCUAUAAUGUUGCUGAUCGAUUGCUAAGUGAGCGUAUUCCCAAUCAACUUAAAGCUAUGCGCUGGUUACAGAAAAUUUUAAAAUGUCGAAUUCAGUUUAUUGAAAAGAACAGAAAUGAAGCAUUGAUUGGAACUCAUAAUUCAAUAUGUUCAGAAGCUUUAUCUCGACUAGAGAUGGUAUUUUUGACAUCAUUAUGGAGCUCUGAUAUUGAUAAAGUUCUACUUGCUAUGAAAUGUUUUGGUUUGCUUUUUGAAGAAGCGUGUUUGUUGGUAACAGAUAGGCCCAGUCCUAUCCACCCUUCACCAUUGAUGACUGUGUAUUAUAAGUUUGCCAAUGAAGUCCAAAAGACAGGUCGUACAGCACUACACAAAUGCAUAUUGUCCAUACUAAGAGAAGUAAAUGUGAAAACACCCGGGAAUAUAAGGGCCUGGGAACUAACGUUAAACCGAUGGCAAAGAAUGACGCAUGCUUUAACAAACUAUCCUAGAGAAGAACUACUUGUCUAUGAUGUACCCCCUGUAUUCUCUUCAAAUUCAUCUUCCAAGCAGAAAAAUGUUUCUUCACCUGUAGUCAUGGUGUCUGAUGAUGCAUUGGAGAUAUAUAUCUCGGAAUGGAGUAAAAUGACUGGUUUUUUGUGCUCACUCGGUGGAAUUUGUUGCUGGAAAAAAAAUAACUUAAAUAAAGGUGAUCAACUAUCAAGACAAAAUUCUAAAUCCACUUUGGAAGACUCCCAUGUAAAUAGGUUUAUAAGUGAAUUGUUAACAUUAUUAGUAUGCGUAAAUGAGCAUACAUCAUUACAAAUUAUCAGCGCUGUAAAAGAAUCUCUUGGAUUCGAUCUCAGCAUUCCACUGUAUCCAUCUUUCUUCGCAUUAUGUAAAGCAACAACAUCUUGUUUCUUUGAUGAAAAUGGCCAGGUACGGCAAGACUCUUCAAGUACGUUAUAUGUAGAACAAUUGAUUUAUGUGAUCAGAUGCAUACUUGAAAACAAAUCAGAUGAAGUAGCUAGCGUAUUGGUUUCUUUUGAUGUGGAAGAUGUUUUAUUAGCCAUGUUAAAGUACAUCAGAAGUUUAAAUGUAACCGUACAAUCUUUGGUGAUUAAAUCUAAAAUGUGUCAGUUAGUUGAACAGUUAAUGCUGCGGCGAGCUGAUCUAUCUUUUCGUCAAGAAAUAAAAUUUCGUAAUGGUUUGGUUGAAUAUCUAACAGACUGGGUACUUCAUGCAUCUGACAAAAUACAGAAUGUAUCAAAAGAAAUUCUUGCCAUAUCGUGUUCAUUGGAUGAAUCGGCAAUGCGAGCUAUUGCAAUUUUGUUAAAAGGUCUGCCGUUACAGCCUGAUGAUGUAGAACAAGAAUUAACAGAAGCAAAAUCACAACUAUUUUUAAAGCAUUUCACCCUCUUCAUGAAUAUAUUAAAUAAGUGUUAUGAUGCUGCUGAGGAAAAGCAAAAUUCCAGUUUAAAAGGCUCACUUGCACCACACUUUGUAAAACUAAGAGAGAGCACAGUUCGAGCAAUGUCCAAUAUGCUAAGUGCAAAUAUUGAUAGCGGCUUAAUGCAUUCCAUCAGUUUGGGCUACCAUGAAGAUCCGCAGACAAGAGCAACUUUUCUGGAAGUGCUCACCGAUAUUUUGAAGCAGGGUACCGAAUUUGAAAGUCUAGCUGAGACAGUAUUAGAGGAUCGUUUUGAACGAAUGCUGCGUUUACUUGUAAAUUAUGGUGAAAAUCAAGAGUUACCUAUCGUUAUGGCUUUAUGCAAUUCUGUUAGCUGUGAUGACAUGGAUGAAGUUGCUCGAGUGCUUGUUAAUAUAUUCGAUUCAAAAGGAUCACUGCAUGUUCUCCUUUGGAAUUUAUUCAAGGACGAGGUUGAUCGAGCUGAAGGACACCAAACAUUAUUUCGUGGUAACACAAUAGCUAGUAAAGCUAUGACCUACUCAUUUAAAAUAUAUGGCAAUGGGUACUUACAUUUACUGUUGCAUCCGAUAAUAAGUGAAAUGACAAAGCAAUGUAGUAAAUCAUAUGAGGUUGAUUCGGCAAGACUUCAACCUGGUGAAAACAAAGCAGACAACAGUCAGAAUGUGAUUGAGUUAGCAAAUAAACUAAUGGAUAAAGUUAAAGCGCUUCGAGAAAGUUUUCCGUCACAGCUUAGAAGUCUAUGUUACAGUUUAAACAAGGCUGUGCAAAGGCGGUUCCAAUCAUCAUCAUAUGAUGCUGUAUCAAGUGCUGUCUUUCUCAGAUUCAUCAACCCAGCAAUAGUGUCUCCACAUUCCCAUGGUAUUGUCACUGAGGAAGUACAUCCCAAUGUGAGGAGAGGACUUAUGUUGCUAUCUAAGAUUCUACAGAACCUGGCCAACCAUUUACAUUUUACAAAAGAAGCCCACAUGGAGAUAUUUAAUGGUUUCUUGGAAAACAAUUUCCACAGAAUUCAUAGUUACUUUCGUGAAAUCUCUUCCAAACCUGAAAUAAUCAUCAAGGAGAAAGAAGAGAAUCUUCCGAUAACAUUCACUGGCGACAGCAAUGUUCGAAGUAUUCACAAAUUGUUAUGGGAAUCUCAGGAAACUAUGGCAAAAUUUCUGAUCAUGGAAAGGGAUUCUGGUAUGAUUGGUCGAGAUCCAUUUGAAAAAUUAGUGACGCUGCUAGCGCACCUAGGACCUCCUGAAAAUCAACCUCUACAGUUGACCGACAGAAUAAUAAGAGACCGUGCAAACAGUAUUGGUUGGAGGUUUGAAGAUUUCAUGGCGAAGCAAUCAGGUCAAAAUCAAGAUGAAUUAGAGCAAUUAAAAUCAAAGCAAUUAUUUUAUGGAGAUGGAAAAUCUAAAACUGGAAGGCCUGUGUUUUACUAUAUUGCUCGCAGAUAUUUUAAAGACGAAAUCAGUGAUGACUUACUGUUAUACCAUAUUCUGUUGACUCUUCAACCAAAAUAUGGACAACCUUGGGACUUGGUUGUAGAUUUUACACAUACAUGUCCAGAAAAUAGAUUCAAGAUUGAAACGUUAGCAAGAGCUUUUGUUAUUCUACCUGAAAUGCAAUUAAAAACAUUAAACACAAUCUUAUUCUACAACAUGAACAGUUCAAUUCGACAGUAUGUGGAGUUAACUGAAAGAAUAAUGAGGCCAUUAAAGAACCACCCUGGUGUUGUUAUUAUUGAUAAAUUUCCAAAGUUUUACGAAUAUAUACUUCCCGACGAGUUGAAGCUUCCAAGCAGUACAACAUCACUGGAGAAAGAUACCAAAGUGUAUUCUGCUUCAAAGAUAUCCACAAAAGGAACUGUUUAUAUCAAGGUUGGACCUAGCUCUGUCCAACUACAGCAGGCUGAAAAAGUUAAAAUUCUUGGGUUUUCCUGCACUGUUAACGAUGUGUUUUAUGCGUCAGAAAUUAAACGGGCUAGCAGUGUUGAUGAAAUCAUAGAAAUGGAAUUUACAACCAGAAGAAACAGCAUCAAGUUAUUCACGACACAAGCAGAAGAAAUUGCAAACUCUAUGCGACAUAUUCAAUCAAGAUGGAGGUUGUCACAGCCAAAUAAAAACACAACGGUGAAUAACAAAAAGUUGAGACCAAAGGAUGUUCCUGGAACUUUGUUGAAUAUGUCUUUGCUUAAUCUGGGAAACAGAGACCCCAGUUUACGUCUUGCUGCCUACAACCUAUUGUGUGCAUUAACGGCUACCUUUGGUUUACAAAUUAACGAACGAUUGUUAGAAGCGAAUGGUAUCUGUAUUCCAGCCAACUGUACGUUAUUUAUACAAGGUAUCAGUGAACAGCUUGCACAGAGAGAACCCAAUCUUACGUUAGAGUUUUUGGAUGAAUGCAUAAGCUGCUUUGGCAAGUCUGAUGAUGAGUCUAGAAAUCUAUGUUUAAACUACAUGGCACCAUGGUUGCCAAAUUUAUCCAGGUUCUCUGGAUGUGACAAAAGCGAUCAAAAUAAAAUAAAAAUGAUAGACAUAAUAGAAAAGCUAAUCAAACUGACCAUUAUGAACAGACAAAAUUAUCCGUUCAUUCAAGCUUCAGUAUGGAGAAAGAUAGGGAAUAUACCUGAUCUAUUAGACGUUGUUAUUGAUCUUUUCAUGAAGACGAGUUCAGCCGGUGGUUUUGGAUCGGAGAAAGCUGAAGUAAUGGCGGACACUACUGUGACGCUAGCUUCAGCUAAUGUUCCUCUUGUGUCGAAAAAAAUAUUAGAAAGAUUUCACACUGUAACUGCUCGAACAAAUGUAUCGCCAACAAAAAUAUUAGAACGGCACUUAAUGUGGGAUGAUAUUGCAAUAUUGGCGCGCUAUUUACUUAUGCUGUCUUUCAACGACUCCUUAGAUGUUUCCACUCACUUACCUGAUAUUUUCCAUAUUGUCACAUUACUGGUAUCGACUGGUCCUGUUUCGUUACGCGCCUCGAUACACGGACUUGUGAUCAACUCUCUACAAUCAAUACUCACAUGUUCGGAUAUGCUGUUAAGUGACAAAACACAGUUGUUAAUAAGAACUAAGCUUGAAGAUUUAUCCUUACAGAAGUUCUAUUUAUUAUUCGGCAUUUCAAGUGUAAAGUCAGCUCCGAUCAAAGCUUUUCUUAGUAAUAAAAAUCGCUCAAGGACGUUUAAUUCGAAAUCAAAAGAUGGCGACAACACAAUCUCGUUGUAUUCGCUCGAAGUUAUCACCGAUAGUUUGCUGGACGUUCUUGAGGCUUGCAUGAGUGAUAUUAAAGACAAGGUCUUCCUUAAAAGAUGGCAAAAACUUUGCUCAGGUUAUGCAUUCACGUAUAACCCGGCCAUUCAACCGCGUUGCAUUGUGGUUAUGGGAUGUAUCUGUAGAGAUGUUAGUGAAAAAGAUGUUAGUCACGUUUUAGAGGUGUUGGCAAAGGCUAGUGGCUAUUAUUUGGACCAUAACUUAAUGGAAUCUUGUAUUAUGUGUUUGGCAAAAUACCAAUCUAUGUUACAAAAAGAAUCACGCUUCCACGAUGUGCUCUUUUGGGUAUCAAUUGGCAUUCUACAGAUGGGUGAACAAAACUUGUAUCCUGCUGCGUUGUGUUUGUUAGAAGAGAAUCUGCGAGUGUGUCAUAGUUUUGAGUUGUUCUCUGGCCAGGGAAUACAUGAAAGGAUGAUGCGACAUCGUAACCACACAGCAUUUCAUUGGAUAUUUAAACAGCUUGAUCAUAUGACAGGAUUGAAUUUUACCAUCGAUUUCCAUUUUGCAUUAACUGCAUUACUUUUGAAAGGUCUUCGUCAUCCAUCUGCAAAAACAAAAUCAUCUGCUUUGAGAAUAUUUAACAUGCUGUUAACUAUAUGUAGCUGUGCAGAAACAUUAGGCACUAAAGAGAACUUUGAUGUCAAUAAAAACACUGUGGCUUAUCUCGCAGCUUUAAUCCCGGGUAGUGAAGAAAUACAAGCCAAACUGAACAACCAACAACCAGUGUAUAGCCAAACAUUAACACUAAAGAGAGCAAAAUCAAAGAAGAUAUAUACCACGGAUGAUAAGAAAACAUCCCGCAGUCCGUCUGUAAUUAUAACUGUAUCGUCUACAGACACGCCAGAUGAUUUGGUGCAAGCUAAGAGAAGAUAUCAGUGGGAAUCUGGUCUGUAUAAUUUGUUGUUGGAUCCGCAAGUUUUGAAUAAUGAAAGAUCACAAAUAUUGUUGAUCGUGUUGUUGGCCACAAUAGUUGAUCAUACGAUGGAUGAUUUUGAAGCAAAAACAUUAUAUGAAGUGUUGGCAGAAGCGAGUAUUUUGUACCCAGAGGUGUUUCCAAUAGUAUUUUCUAUAUUAAAUCGAAAGUUGUCUAAUGUUAUAAGUCACUCCGAUGACGCAGAUACUCUCAAAGCUGCUCAAACUAUCGUGCACUCCACAUCUUCCAUACCGACGGACAAGCCGGCCCUAAAACUACAAUAUUUAACUGGUAUUGGGUUUCAUGGACUUCACUCGUUUCCAGGACCUUUUGUAGAGUCUUCCGAUCCAUCUGUUGCGCCGCAAAUGCUGGCUCGAUACAUCGACGCUGUUUUAAAUAAGCACUCCACCACCGUUUUAUCAACAGAAGGACGCUCCAGCUCCGGUCAAAUCUUUAAAGCUCCCUCCUCCGUAGAUGAUGUGGUUAUUUGUAGUUCGUCUGCCUCACUGAAUGCGAUAUCUGGUCCAGAUCAAACAAAUAACUCUACAGGGAGCAUAUUCUCUGUGUUCAAACGUGUCGGUUCUUACUCUCCGGCACGGAGGCAACGUAAAAAUGAAAAUAAGUCAAUAAAGGAAAAAUGAAUGUUGUCUCGGUUCAAUCUGUUGUAAAAAUUUUCUGGUGGCGGGUAGGGAGGGAAAUAUUUUUUUAUUUUUACAUACGAUCUAUUUUUUUCCAUUGUCUAUUGUUCAUAUGAGUCUCUGAUGAGUGAAAUGGUCUUGUUGCUUUUAAAAUACUUUGAAUAAACGAGGCACAUAAAAUCAUUUUGCCUCGCUUUUAACUCUUUCCUUCCUUUGUAUGUGACUAUUAGAAUGAAUGAAUGAAUGAAUGAAUGAAUAAGUGAAUGAAGUGAAUUGUUUGAAUGUUUGCAUUGAAACUUUUUACAUAGAAUCUCAUCGAUAUAAUCUUCGUAAUAUUUGACAUAAUAUCAACUGGAAAAUAUGUAUAUAACAUGAAUUAUCAUAAAUUAGUAUAAAUUAGACUUCUAACAACGAAUAUGACCAUAUAUGGCAAAAUUUAAUUGUGAAUAGUUGCGUUAAAGACCAUAUUUUUACACGUGACCUAGAAUAGGAUUGAGGUUUGAUAACGUGAUCUUUGUUUACGUCACGUGACUUGUAUGUAUUCUUAUAUACGAUUUUUUUAUAUUUGUGUGGCAUAUAAUAUGAAACAACAUCGUUGGAUAUUUAAAUGAGUUUAACUUGUAAUUGUUGUUGCCGCUACAAGAAGUCAUCGCGAAAUCUUAUGUGCACAUAUCAAAAGAAUUUUUCUGCAAAAACUGCUUUUUUUUCGGUGUUGGUGCGUUUUGUAUUUCAAAACUUGAUUUCGAAACAGUAGUAACAUUUUCAUUCAGUAGCCAAUUGUAGAUGUGCAUACAAGCAAUGACUACUAUACCAUAGUGGUUCAUUUUUCUAAUUUCAUAUGAAUUCUUUUAUACUGUAUUUUGUUAAAGCUUUUUUUAAUUUUUAAAGCUCUGUUUACAAGAGUGUAUCUUUUGUAUCUCAAGCUAUUACACCGUCUUUACACCAUACCAUUUUCCUACAUUUUCCAAAUUAACUUUUUUAUUAUCAGAAGCGUAUUUAUACUUAUUUUUAAAUUUAAAACAUAACUUCAUAAUUCAA
Molecule: messenger RNA, 9392 nt
Organism: Hydractinia symbiolongicarpus
Lineage: Eukaryota; Metazoa; Cnidaria; Hydrozoa; Anthoathecata; Hydractiniidae
Product: neurofibromin-like
Exons: 69
Coding region: 294-8357 (2687 amino acids)
Biological process (GO): regulation of GTPase activity
Source: RefSeq, a predicted model, not a curated record